Messenger RNA from Diospyros lotus (date-plum), 820 nucleotides. RefSeq names its product protein NONRESPONDING TO OXYLIPINS 2, mitochondrial. The record is from RefSeq and is a predicted model, not a curated record. The transcript is spliced from 3 exons. Lineage: Eukaryota; Viridiplantae; Streptophyta; Magnoliopsida; Ericales; Ebenaceae. The coding region runs from base 103 to 390 and encodes 95 amino acids.
UAAAACCCCCAACUAAAACCCUGGGGGAGUGUGAAGGGUGACCUCGUUCUUAAGCCUCUCUUCACUGAACCCUAAUUGUUCACUCCAAAUUCACCAUCUCCAAUGGCCUCUCGCUGUCGCACCAUAUCCACACCAGCUCUCCGCCUUCUCAGAUCGCCCAGUUCCGCACCCACAUCUAUCGCCAGACACAAACCUACUUCCUUGCCUUGUCUUCGCUCCCCCCUCUCAUCUCCCACACUCCCCAGGUCGGUUUGGCGAAUGGCUUCUCUCCAGUCUCUGCUUCCGCUCCACACGGCCGUCUCGUCGUCUCGGCUCACCUCGUGCCUCGGCAUCGACUCCAAGGGUUCGAGGUCGUUGUCUCAGGAACUAGGUCUCAGCGUGCCUCGAUAAGAAAGACACUGAUAGUGAAGAAAGGCGGAUGAUUUUGUUUAUGAGACUCCCGACCACUCUUCUUCGCAGAUGUCCAUCUUUAACAGUUGAAUAAAUGUUGGAAUUUUUGAUAAUCUGGAAUCUUGGCUGGCCGGAAAAUUUGAAAUUUUGCUUCUCCGGCCAUGGAUAUUAUUAUAUUGUAACCGGUAACAGUUUAUGGUAAGUUCUCAUGAAACGUUGAAACUUGAAACUCUCUCAGUGAUGCGUGGUUACACUAUGCUAUGCUAUCGCUACCUCUUUUCUAGGCAACAUAAGAAAGUGCGGGAGAUAUUGAUUAGAUAAGAUAUGGACAUUGUCUCCCAUCCCAUCCCUUUGCUUCUUGCCCCAAAAGGAGGGGUUAUUCAUAUUUGAGACUCUUGUCAUAUAAUUAUGUUUGGACUGAUUAUUUGUU